AUGGCCGAGGUCAAGGUCAACAAGGCCGUCGACGCGACGGACGCCGCCUUCUACAUGGCGAAGGCUUUCAUUAGCGCCUGUGAAACCGAGCUCAUCGAGAGCACGCUCGGCGACAUGAACCUUGCCGCGUGGACCAAGGACGUCGCCAUGGUGGCGACGACGGCGCCGAGGCAAGCGUCGUCCGCGCCGACGGCUGCGUGCGGCACGACCGCCUACCUCCACGCCAAGCUCGAAGCCACGACGGCCACGCUCGACGAAGUCCAACGUCGCCUGGAAGCACUUGGUGCAUCGGGUCCGCAAACAUUGGACGAGUGCAAGGCCGACGUGUUGACGCUUGCCGACGACCUGGCAGCCAUGCGCCGGGCGACGGCGCGCCAUGCGAUCGAUGCGAUCGACGACGUGAUGGACGCCAAGCCGACGCAUCUCGCCCAUGUCGCUACGGCCACCUCGACGGCGUCGAGCGCACGACUGCAACACGGGUCUGUCGAGCCUUCCUUGAAGCGCAAGCGGGAGGAUUCCGAGGCGCCGCUGCCGUCACCGCUCAAGGUACCCGCGACACCGAGCAUGGCUUUGAUCGAGAACGACGACCCCUUGCUGCAACCGCUGAUCACCGAGCUCAAAAAGCUCCGCGCGACGGCGCCAUGGGCCGCCCACGAUCGCACGCCGUACUUGAUGUCGCAGCCAGACGACAGCCCGGACGCCCAACGCGCUCUGGAGCAGCACAACGUUCGUGUCCAAGCCUUUCACGACGAAUGCGGUGCGUUGUUGUGGGAGCGCUCGUUCCUCUGGCCGUCCAGAGACGCCGCGUCGAGCUUCAAAGUGCUGCAGAAGCGCGUGAUGGCCCUCGUUGUCGAUCUCGUCGUGCUCGUGCACACGGGAGUCGUUGACGCUCGCAUUUACGCGUGCCUCUUGUACCCGCACCCGAGCUGGCCGUCAAUUCCAUUGCCAGUCGACCUCAAGCAGCUCGCCAAGACAUCCAGUGUCAAUCGCGCGAUGCAGUACCUGCGCCAGCAGCACUGCUGCUUGUGGCCGCUGCCGCCGCGCCGCGCCACCGCCACGACACUGGGCUCGGCCUUCCAGACGACCCUCGACGUGCUUCAGGCAGGCAUCUCGGUACGCAAGUGGAUGGAACUCACCGACAACCGUGUCAGCCGCGACGACGUCAAAGCGGCUUGCUUGUCUGCGCUGCAGAGUGCAUCGUCGAUGCAGACCAUCAUGACGCAUGUGCCGAGGUUUGCGCGCAGUCGGGAGGUGCCGCCCCCCGCGUGGAUCCUCGGUGCACCGACGUACUUGCACGGCGAGUGA
Saprolegnia parasitica CBS 223.65 is the source of this 1305-nucleotide messenger RNA. RefSeq lists its product as hypothetical. The record is from RefSeq and is a predicted model, not a curated record. NCBI's taxonomy places the organism in Eukaryota, Oomycota, Saprolegniomycetes, Saprolegniales, Saprolegniaceae. The transcript has a single exon. Bases 1 to 1305 code for a protein of 434 amino acids.